Molecule: messenger RNA, 1092 nt
Organism: Trematosphaeria pertusa
Lineage: Eukaryota; Fungi; Ascomycota; Dothideomycetes; Pleosporales; Trematosphaeriaceae
Exons: 1
Coding region: 1-1092 (363 amino acids)
Source: RefSeq, a predicted model, not a curated record
AUGGACCGGGGGUUGAUGCGAUCGGUUGAGCCGAGCCGCGCUGAUGGGAAAGGCUGCUGUUCUGGGACCGCGCUAGGGGAGGGCCUAAGACGCGGUCGGGCUGGCGUUGAGACAGGGCCGAGGGCGCUGGGUGGGACUGGCCUCGAAGGGGACGGGCGCACUCUGGGUGAGACGGCGCGGGGAGCGAUGGGGAUGUCGACUGGCACUAGUCGAGCAGAGCCGGGUUGUGGAGGGUUGUGGAGGGUGCCCACGGUGGGUGUUCCGCGCAGGCGGCCACAGAAGAGGCGGGCUCGCUCGCGCUGCAGGCGGUGCGUGGCUCCGCGCGCUGCUGGGGCCAGAAUUAAAGUCGGCCCGUUGUCGGUGGGUGGUGAGCUUUGGGUUUCACGCUCUCCAGCGGCUCCACUCCUGCUUCCCAAAACCUCAACUGCGCCGAGCGUGCCGAGCGAUCAGCCUCUCGUCCGGCCGCUGGCCGCUUUUCCGCUCGCGACGUGUGGGCACGCAGGGCAGCCUCGCAGAGCGUUGCAGUGCUGCGCGAGGUCCGCGGAGCUGCUGCGGGCGAUCUCGCGUGCCGUGACCGCGCAGCUGGCCGGCGAAUGCGGUCUGGGACGUCUGGGACAGGCCCUGCGCAGAGGGUGCGAGAAAGUGCGGUGGGCAGAUUUGCACGGGCGCGCGGUGGUGUGGGCGUCGCCUCGCUGCGUCGCACGUGUAGCACCGCGGACGCGAGAUGGGGGAGCAGAGCAGCAGUGCUGGCGUCGGGGCCUAGCACAGCAGAGAGCGGACGGCGGUGGUGGUGGUGAGCAGGGCAGAGAUUCGCGAUGCAGGCUAGGGACGAAGUCGGGAAGGCGUGAGGGUGGCGAGGAAAGAGAGGCCGCUAAGGCCGCCCGAGGUAAAAUACAUAGCGCAGCCCCGGCAGGCCCCGGCGCGCUGACUAAGCCGGCCGCGCUGCCCUUCGCUCGCCGCGCCGCACGCAGUCGCCCGGCGAGAUCUGCUGGCCGGUGCUGCCUCUGCGCGCCCCGCUGGACGUGCGACGAGAGCCCCAGCGCACUUACAGCAGACGACACAGCGCCCUGGAGUGCAGCUUCGCGAUGCUGA